CCUCCCUUCCCCUUCCCUUUCCCGCCGCCGCCCUUUUGCUUUCGCUUUCCCCGCUGCGGGCAGCUGGCGCGGCCAUGGAGAACGGCGCCGUCUACAACGCGACCACCGAGCCGCAGACCAAGCCGUCCUGCUGCCCCUUCAGCUGCAGCCUGCAGCACCUGCGGGGAUGGCGGCUGCCGACCAAAGCGCUACAGGCGAUUCUCUCUCUUCUGGCUGUUAUUUUUGAAGAAAUUGUGCAGAAUUGCAUCAUGUGUGGUGGACUUUACUUCUUUGAAUUCGUAAGCUGCAGUGCCUUUCUUUUGAGCCUCGUGAUCCUGUGUGUGUAUUGCACUAAUAUAUAUGAAACACUUGGGAAAGAUAAAGUACGGAGAGGGAAUUUGUGGGCCAUGCCAGCCAUAGGUUUCUGUUUUUUGUUAGCAUCAAUAGUGCUUGCUGCAACCAGCUCUGGGUCUGCUGUUGAAAAAGUCGCAUGUGUGUUUGGAUUUCUUGCAAGUGGUGCAUUUUUAGCUGAAAUGGUUAUAGAGCGUUUUCACAGACAGAAAAAAACCGCCAGUGGAAGCUCUGAAAAUCCUGGCAACACUCAGAGUGCCACAGAAAAUCAGCCAUUGAAUAAACAAAGCUAACUUUUUGGAAUUUUUUUUCUUUUGAAUGGAGCAAACUAAAAUGAACUUUCAGUGCACUGUAGGUAACACCUUCUGUCUCUCCUUCUAAUUUUGUAUGCAUUGCUCAUCACAAUUUUUUACGGAUCCUUAGGUCAAGUAAUGGCAUCUUGAGCAUCAUGUUCUGAGGUAACUGGACCUGCUUAUUAACUGGUCCUGCCACCUCUCCAGGUGACAUACACUAAACAAGUGGCGUCUAAGUAGAAUAACACAAGGACAAGCGUGGCAAUUUGAUUUUGACAGUUGAUACUAAAGGUUAAUGUGUGAUGCAUAAAUUCUGAGCUAUACCCUGAAGAUACAUACUUUCUGUAUAAAUGGACCAAAUACUUCUGUUAGGAGUUAUAAAUCAGUACUGCAGGAUUCAUUUUCGUACUUGCCAGUCAAAACUGUGAAUGUAAAAGGGAUAUCUAACUGGAGCCUUACAGAAACUCUUAUCCUCAUCCAAGGGGUUUUGUUUUUUUUUUCACUAUUCGUAUGUCUCAGUUCUGUCUCUGGAGAUCAGCUUAAUGGAAUAGUGAGUGCAGGGGUUUUAUGGGGAGGGUAAUGUAAUGGUAUAUUAAGGAGACAGUUUUGUACCCCAUGAUUGUCAAAGUUUGGACUUGUAUGCCAGAAUCUUCUUUCAGAUUGUUUUGAAAGCUAUAAAAGUUGCAGGAAGAAACUUGAAAAGCCAGCUGUGAGAGAAAAAAGAUGAAGAAUAAAUAUUUUCAUGAAGCAACUCCAAAAGCAGCAAUCUGAACAUCAAUGGGAAAAAUGUUACAGCAUGUUGGUACUAUUCUGGUGAAUAUUGCUUGCAAGGUUCAUACCACAUGCAGCUUGUUUAUGCAUAGAUAAUGGUAAGUUUUGCCAGAAUGGUUAUGGACCCCAACAUUUCUGUUUAUAAAUAUGGCACGAGCUUAAGAUUUCUUGCUGCUGACUAUCUUAGUGGGUAAACAGGUAAAUAAGCACUUGUACCCUUGAUUUGGCUUAAAAGUGACAGGCUGUAGGACUGCAAGAAAUACUACUGAUGCAACACGUAUCACACAAGUGAUGGACGUAUCAGACCAGAUGUUGAUGGCUGUAAAAGAAAUUAAGCGGUGAAAAGGCAUUUUUCAGGUGUCUGAGCUAGAAGCAAGACUGCUAGACCUUGCUUAAGAGGAACGCCUUCAAAAGUAGAGCAAAUUGCUGUAAGCCAGAUGUUCCAAAAUACCAAAACAAAUGAGAAGCAGCCGAUUAUGCAAAAACAAUUCUAGUCUGAGUACUCAUGACAUUUGCUGUGUCUUCCAGGCAUUAACUCCUUUUCAUCAAUACCCUAGUCUGUCAGAUGUAUUGUCCUGUAACCUAUUGUGGCAACACUGAGACUAAGCCCUCCAGAAACUGGCUGAGCAGGCUGUAAUUGGAAAAGGAUGAGGAAGCUGUUGUAAGACAAAGGACUGUAAAAGAAGGUCAGAGGUUUUUUUCCUGUGCUGCCAAUUUCUGAUGAACAUGAGUUUGAUCUUCUCUCUCUAAGGUCUGGGCUUAACCGUAACACUACACUUUGCUUGGAGGAUGUAAAAUUUUGACAGGUGUUGCGAAGCAUCAUGUUUAAGCUGUAGCUUGUUUUCAGAGCCAUGCAUUAAGAGACAUAGUUUCCUUUAUAGAAUUUCCUGCUUUGUGAAGCAGAAAGGCUCUUUGGACUGGCUUUUUUCCCCUCUGUAUUUAUUAGUGUCCAUUUGCACUAAAACCUGAUCUCAGUCUAGGUGUACAGAGCUUGCUGUAGCUGUGUCUGGAAACGGGCUAGAUUACAGUCAUUUUGUUUACAGGCGAUGUUACUGGUGAUACAACACUUACCUGAAUGAGGAGCAACCCUGCUAUGAUUUGUAGGGUCUUACUUCAAGGAUUGUCUCCAUAUCUGCGAUUUAACAUUCUAAGGGUGGGUUGUUUGUUGUUUGGUUUUUAUUGCUCAGGAUUCUACUAAAUUUUUUUUCACAUCAAAACGUCUGUAGUUUCUAAAUCUUGACCUAUAAUUAAAAGCUGUAAAUAUAGUGUAACGCUGCUGCUGCUAUCUAUUAAGCAAUGCAGCACCAUGACAGGGCUUUUAUCUUGAGGUAAUUUUUCUCACUUGAACAUAUGUGAAUAGAGUUCUGGGGUUUGGUUGCUUUUUCUGUAGGUAUUUCCCCACCUAAGUGCUUUGUUAUUGGUGUCCAUUCCUGAACUGAAGAUACUGGUACCGAAAGGGAUCUGGAAAGUCAUCUCUCUGCCUUGGCCUAUCUGUGAUAUUUACUGCUGAUACUUUGGAGAGAAACUGAAAUACAGAGCAAGUUAUUUUUAUGAAAGCGUGCCACAAGGAGUUGGUGUCAGAAGUUACUCUGACUGAGAUCUUCUGACUCCCAUGAUCUGACUGUUAAGCCUUUUGAAACAAAUGCUACCAAACUUUACAGAAUGGUUUGAUGGAUUCUCCUGCUACAUCCAUGUUGGCAACCCUGGCAUGUUUCAGGUUGUUAGAGUGAAGGGGUUUUGGCAUGUUUUUUCGUUUUCAUUUUAGCUGUUCCAAGUAGGUAGUUAUUCUCUCACCGACUGACUGAUCCACGUAUAGAUUUGAGGAUCAGAUCCCAUCUCUGACUGAAAGGGAUGCAAGCGUUGCCAUCAGCUAAUGAAAAUGACAAAUGGUAGUUCUUGGGAAACCUGUUAGUUUUUUCCCAUAUGUUACAGGAGCCUACUAAUAGGAAGAGUCCUGCUGUUCUUUACAACAACACAUAUUGUUCCACUUCAGAUCCUAUUUAGCUACAAGCAAGUCAUGCACUGGUUAUAGGUUUAAGGCAAUUGCUAAUUGUUGCUUCCAAACUCUGUUGGCUAACAGUCUCUGCAUGGUGGUACUAUUAAUGCAAGGCUUACAAGUAUGAGGUGUUCUUUUUGUUCUGUUUAAAAAUAGCUGAGAAGCAGGUUUGCUAGUGUGUAUGUUGCUCUCAGCCUCUGUGAGGUCAUUUCCUUAACUGCUUCAUCAGCUUGCUAAGAGAAAGGGGCAGGUGUGUGUACCUCCUAGCUCUUCUGCCCUCCCAGGCGAGGUGGGGGAGAGGCUUCCUUGCUGCUGUGGCUGAGCAGACUGGUCUCCUGCAGUCUUGACAUGCCCCCUUUGAUGCUUCUGGUGUCAGAUCCAGGCUUUGAGUAUCUGUCUUUUGACGGAUCCCAGCGAACAGUUUUGGAGCUAGAUUAAAUGUCGGGUUUUGCAGGAGCUCUGCGCGUGUGGCUGGAUGUCUCUUACCCCUCCUGUGCUCCGUCAGCAAAGUGGUCUGCUUGUUUCCCAGCCUGCUUCUGAUGAAAUCAGCCUUUAAACCAGCUUAAACUUUAUUUAAACCAGCUAUUAAAAUUACUUACAUUAAGGUGGCUGCUUUAUACUGAAGUGGGUUAGGGUUUAAGGAGAGUGGUGGGAGCCCUGGCAGAAGUGCUGUUACAAGCAACCGUCUUUAAAUUUCUUCUGUUUGCAAAGUAACCGUCUCUGUACAGUCUCAACUGGUAGUAAAACCUGUGGAAAGAAGCAGCUGGCCCAGUAUACCUAUCUGGGGAUUGUCUUCUCCCUUCCACAGUGCUUGGCAGUGGUGUUGCAAGCCUGCUCAGACACAUUAAAAGCUUUUGUCUUUUCCAGCUGAGUCCAUCCAAAAAUAUUUUAAAGGCUCUGCACCCACUUUCAGGCUUUGUUUACAGUGCCUUGAGAAUCGGUGGAGAGGGUUCUCCAGGACGUGUGAGGACUUGUUGUUAAGUGGCUGGACUGUGAGUUUCUGCUCUGAAAAACUGCACUGGCAUUGUGUAGAUUGUGAAUGUUAAUGUUUGUGUUUGGUGUUUAGCACACGUUAAAAUCACAAUGCUACCAGUGUCCUUUGGGUUCUGAAUAUGUGAAGAAAUUGUGCCUUACUGCUUGCACUCUGUGCUUAAAAAUAGCAGGGAAGGGUUGUGGUCUACUGCAAUAACAGUCCUACCUUUGCACCCUCCAACUUCAAAAAGCAGUUAAGCCAUCUCACACAAUUCUCAGAGCUCUGCACAAGACAUUUUUGCAUAAUGGCCAUCGUGGUGAUCCUCGUUCAGAUUUGUGCAAUAAAAAUACCAAGCUUUCUACACUGAAGGGAAAUCUUUGUGAAAUUUUUGAAAGGUUAUAUAAAUUUGUAAUGACUCAAGAUGCUGGUAGUGCUUUUAAGAUGGAAAUUCAUCUUUUUAGUCUAUUGCUGUAAACAUAAGCAGUUCUCUAGAUAGUAAAUUUUAUGCUGUUCAGAACUGUAUCACUUUUAAUAUCUUUGAGAAUUUAAGUGACUUUUAAUGAUUAUUAAAUCAGGAUGAUAGUGCAGCAGGGUUUUGUAUAAAAAUUUUAUACAGUUUUGUUGCCAGUGUUGCCUUGAAUUUCCUUUUAAAUAAUUUUGAAAUGCUUAAAUAUUUUUCCAUUCUAAACCUGUGGUCUUUUAAAAUGUAUUAUGCUUUUUUGGUCUUAAGAACUUUCUAAAAUAUUUUGUAAUCACUUUUUAAAUAAAAUAGUAGUAAAUAACUUCA
Falco peregrinus (peregrine falcon) is the source of this 5150-nucleotide messenger RNA. RefSeq names its product CKLF like MARVEL transmembrane domain containing 6 (gene CMTM6). The transcript has 4 exons. Lineage: Eukaryota; Metazoa; Chordata; Aves; Falconiformes; Falconidae. Gene Ontology annotation, cellular component: membrane. The record is from RefSeq and is a predicted model, not a curated record. Bases 75 to 623 code for a protein of 182 amino acids.